AUGAGGACGCGGGCAAAGGACCAUUUCUCCGCCCAUGGACAAAGAAUAUCACAAUCAGAAAUACCGCAUCGUGAAGCACUGAGAUGUCGGUCUAUGCUGCUUCGCCACGAUGCUCCAGCUUCCGUCAAUGCAACCUCUCCUCAAGCGUCCACACCACCUGAGGCAUCUGUUACUUCUACAACGAUUCGCAGACGCAGGGCAGAUGUCAUCCUCCACGAUGAUGGUUAG
Messenger RNA from Miscanthus lutarioriparius, 228 nucleotides. The record is from the annotation of a GenBank genome assembly. Lineage: Eukaryota; Viridiplantae; Streptophyta; Magnoliopsida; Poales; Poaceae.